Pseudogymnoascus verrucosus is the source of this 198-nucleotide messenger RNA. RefSeq lists its product as uncharacterized. NCBI's taxonomy places the organism in Eukaryota, Fungi, Ascomycota, Leotiomycetes, Thelebolales, Thelebolaceae. The transcript is spliced from 2 exons. The record is from RefSeq and is a predicted model, not a curated record. The coding region runs from base 1 to 198 and encodes 65 amino acids.
AUGGCCGACGAUGGAACCCAAUGGAGCCACACCUCAGGCGAGGCGGAAGAGCUAAACAUUGUAAGUUCAUCUGGUAAAAAUACCAAGAAGGAUAGAGAGGUGAGAAAGAAGAAGAGAGAGCAGAGAGAGAAGGAGAAUCAAGAGGCAAAGGAGAAGGACAUAAAGGAAGAGGGCGGAAAGGAGAAGGACGCAAAGUGA